AUGAGUGAAACACACCUAUUGAAUUCAACACAUGAAAGUAAUAUUGAAUUUAAAUCACCACAUAUCAGUACAAGUUGGUCAUGUUUACCUGUAAAAUUCACUUACUGUGAUCUGGAUCAUGAAAAAGGAGAAAAAAAUGAGUUAGAUAAGAAUUUACAUCUUUCAAAUCAUUUAGCAAGUAGUGAAAUGCCAAAAUCAAUGUUGAAUCAAGUUGAAAAUAACACCAACAAUCAUCCAUUAUCCAAUUCAAUCGAUAUAGAUAAGAUGAAAAGCAGUUUGAGCAGUUCAUUUACAUCUAUACCAAAUUAUAUAUCAUCUGUAGAAUACAGUAGUGAUCAACAACGUAAUAAUGAAUCAAUCUCUGAAGGACUUACUCCGUCUACUCCUACUCCUACUACAACAAUCAGUGGUACUUAUUUACGAACCUCAAAGGCAAGUUCAUCAGCACUCAGUAAUGUUGAUGAUGUUCAAUCAAUCGGUGUACGCUCCAAUUCUUCAUGGUCAACAGUACAAAGUCAUCAAAACAUUAAAUCGACUUCAUCACCUCCUUUAUCUUCAUUAUCUAGUCAAAAUAUCUCUAAAUCAUCAAUUGGAACUCGUUCUUCAUCGAAACGUUUUGCAAAUUUUUACACUCCAAUUAUGCCCGCGAAUCAUUCAAUAACAUCACCGCGUUCACGUUUAUCACCAUUAUCAUCAUCAUCAAAGCGUUCAAGUCCAUUUAAACGACGUUAUCCACGUAAUCUAUUGCAUAUACCAUUGAAUGGUGAUUGGACUGAUGAUAUAUUUUGGACAUUGAGCAACACUACUACCAAUCCCAGUGAUAUGAACAAUAUUACUAAUACCAUUACUACAACUACUAGUAAUACUACUAAGAGUAGUAGUAACCAUAAUACUACUGCAACUUGUGUAACAUAUAAGAAAAGUCUACCUUCACGUCGUAGACAUAAACAUCGUCAGUCGUUAACUCCAUCUUAUCGAACGAAAUUGGAUCAAUUUCGACGUGCUUUUCGUGGUACACCUGUUGACACUGAUCGUCUACUUGUUGAUUAUUCGUGUGCGUUGUCUAAGAAUAAUAAUGGUCUGUUACUUCAAGGUCGAAUGUAUAUCACUGAGACAUGGGUAUGUUUCUAUUCAAAAAUCCUUUAUGAACAAAAGAUUUUUUUAUCAGUCAACGAAAUUGUCUCUAUUACUAAGGAGAAAACAGCUCGUGUCAUUCCAAAUGCAAUACAAAUUCUUUAUUCUAAAAAGAGAACUUAUUCUAUAUUGAGAAAAGUAUGGGAGAAUUGUCGUAAUCAUCAAGCAAUGAGUAUUGACGAAAUUUUACAACAAAUUCGUGAUAUGUAUGGGGAUCAUAGCUUAGCUGUUGUUGAAGAUGAAGAUACAGAUGGAGAUCCUGAUUUACCAUCAAAUACAUAUUCUCACCGGCUACGAACAUUGUCAGAUUCAUCUAUAUGUUCACAACUUACUGGUGGCACAUGUCAUUCGAAAUCAAUAUCAUUAGAAGAUGUUUGGCAGUCUGAUCAACCAAUGCAUAUUGAUCAAUCAUCAAAUGAUGAAUUAAAACCAGUUGGAUCUGAUGGUGAAAUGCUUAUGAUACAUUCGGCGCCUCAUGCUUUAUCAGAUUCAAAUCAAUUCAAUUCUAUCAAUGAAGAUGAUCAUAAACGAAAUAAAGAGAUGAAUACAAUUCGACGUUGUCUUACACCUGAAUUAAUUUAUCCUAUAACACAAUUAUCAUCAACAGUGUCUUCAACAGCAUCGUCAGCAUCAUCAUCAUCAUCAUCAUCAAGAUUAUUGAAUAUACCUGAUGAAAUUUUAUCAGAUAGUAUUCAUACUACUAAUAAUAAUAACAGUAGUAGAAGUGGGAAAGAGAAAAAGAAACGUAUACGUAAACGACGUCAUCAUCAACAUCAUCAUAGUGAUGAGAUUUCUUCUAAUACAAGAUUAGCUGAUACUUGUCAACAUAAUAUUAUGAAACCUAUAAUGAAUACUACUAUAGAUAUUACUUCAUCCACUCCAGUAUACUGUAGUCCAAGACAUGACCAUCCAGGUCGAGUAUAUAUUGAUACAGAUAUCUCUAUGAAUGUUAAUGCUUUAUUCAAUUGUAUAUUUACUGAUUCAGAAUUUUUUUCACGUUUAAAUCAAUUACGUGGUACAUUUAAUAUGAUUCAAUCAUCAUGGCCAACUAUGAAUUGGUCUAAUUCAAUUGAUGAAUCGAAUUCAAUUGAUUCAACAUUAGAUAUUGUUAAUAAAGUGGAACGAACUAUUAGUUACACUUUAACAUUGAAACAGAAACUUGGUCCAAGAACAUGCACAGCAGUUGAACAACAGACACUUCUUAUGAGUGAAUCAGAAUUCGGUAAAAGAUAUGUAAUUGAUGCAAAGGUAACAAAUCAAGCUGUUCCAUUAUGUAAUUGUUUUUGUGUAAUUAGUCGUUAUUGUCUAUUAUGUAUAAAUUCUACAACAAGUCGGUUACAUAUUUGUUCACAAGUGAUUUAUAAGAAACCAGUAUUUUUUGGAGCAAAAAAUUUUUUUAAUACACUUGUUGAACAAUUAAAAGAAUAUACAAAAGAUUUAUCAAUUGAAGAACGUUUAACAGGUGGAUGGUUAACACAGAAACGAGAUUGUAAGCCAUUAUUAUUAUCAUCAUCACCGACGACGACGACGGCGAUGAUAACAACACCACUGCCACCACCACCAACGAUCACAACAGCAACAACUUCAUCUCAAAUGAAUCAUCGUAUCCCUCGGGUAAUUAUACAAGAAAAUGUUAACUAUACACAUCAUUAUAAUAAUAAUAAUAAGAAGUCAAGUAUACCAUCAAGAUGUUCAGAGUUAAUGAAAUCGACUGCCUUCAAUAAUUAUAACAAUACUGGAGGGAUGAUAAUUAAACGUCAAAAUAAAACUGAUACCUUUGCAUCGAAUACUAAUGAUAUGACAUAUUUAUUCAUGCGUCCAGAUCGUGCUUGGCUAUUACUAGUUAUCAUAAGUUUAUUACUAUGCUUAUUUUUAUCAAUGGUAUAUAAUCGAUUAGUUGUCUUGGAGAAAUUGGCAGAACAAUUUUCACCAUCAUCUUCAACAUCAUCAUCAGACAGUCGUGAUCAGAAUCAUAUUUCUGAUUUAUUUGGAUCCAAAUCUUCAGAAGAAGAAAAUCCAUUAUUCACAUCAUCAUCAUCAUCAUCAUCAUUUACAAUACAAAAUGAUCAAGGAUCUAUACCAGUCUAUAGAAGUCAAUCAAGUAUAUCAACUGAAUGGCCAAGAACAAAAUUGAAAAUUAUGAAAGAUCUUAUACAUUUAUUAUCGAAAACAUUAACGCAGAUGCAACAAACACUGACACAAGUGCGACAAGGUAUCGAACUAUUGGAAACUCCACCAGUAAAUAUGCCGCCUAUCGUUACCUCUGGUGAUGAUGGUGAUAUCAAAGGGAAUAUGAAUAUUCCUAUGAUGAAUCCAAUUGUAGAAUAUUCAUCGAAUACUGAAAAUAAUCCUGUUACCUAA
Messenger RNA from Heterobilharzia americana, 3495 nucleotides. The record is from the annotation of a GenBank genome assembly. Lineage: Eukaryota; Metazoa; Platyhelminthes; Trematoda; Strigeidida; Schistosomatidae.